Babesia bovis T2Bo is the source of this 2454-nucleotide messenger RNA. RefSeq names its product DNA mismatch repair protein C-terminal domain family protein. Bases 46 to 2424 code for a protein of 792 amino acids. Gene Ontology annotation, biological process: mismatch repair. The transcript is spliced from 6 exons. Gene Ontology annotation, cellular component: MutLalpha complex. Gene Ontology annotation, molecular function: ATP-dependent DNA damage sensor activity; ATP hydrolysis activity; mismatched DNA binding. Lineage: Eukaryota; Apicomplexa; Aconoidasida; Piroplasmida; Babesiidae. The record is from RefSeq and is a predicted model, not a curated record.
UCAUUAUAGCGAAGUGAAUCUGACACACAUUAACCCUGUCUAAAUAUGGCAGAACAUAAUGGCGUUAUUAAACCACUCGAUCCAAGUGUUAUUGCCAAAAUAGCAGCGGGAGAAGUCGUACUACGCCCCGCAGCAGCCAUUAAGGAACUUAUAGAAAAUAGUAUAGAUGCAGGUGCAACGGAAAUAAAAAUAAAUAUCGCAGAUAACCCUUUGGAAUAUGUCGAAGUAAGCGAUAACGGUCAUGGAAUAUCACCAGAAGAUAUGCGAUUGGUUUGUAAAAGGUACACGACUUCCAAAACUCAUGAUAACAUUGUUGGAGUGAAAAGCUUUGGCUUCCGUGGAGAAGCAUUGGCAGCACUAUCGCACGCAUCAAAUGUCACUAUUUCAUCUAGAACAUGUAAACAAACAAUGCGCUUAGUAAUGAAGUACCAUAAUGGAGAACCGUUGGUUGACAUUGCAGAUGAAAAGGCUGGUCCAGUUGGAACAACCAUUACAUAUGAAAAUCUAUUUUUCAAUAUGGGAACACGUGAAAAGGCAUUGUCGAGUAGCCCAAGCGUAGAAUUUAAUUUGUGUCUAGAACUGGUUCAGAAUUACGCUAUGCACUUUCCAGACUUUAAGUUUGUGUUUCAUAAAGUUGGGAGCAGUACCAAUGACCUCAUGACUGAUGGAAGCAUAAGAGCGCCUUCAAAUAAUGAUGCAAGUGAUCAUAUAGAUAGUGGGUCAUCACCAGAAUACAAUGUCCCUAACACCGACUAUGAUUAUAAACAUUUUAAUAUGGUCGAUCUCUACCCACCGGAGUCUAACGGAACACCGUCACUGUUGGAAUAUAAAGAUAAUGUCGUAAAGUACAGUAAGAUGCACUUAAGGAAAGUCAAGGAAGUUAUAAGUUUGAUUUAUGGUACAGCAGUUUCAAAUGCUCUAUAUGAAUUCCAAGUCCACUCAACAUCGCAUGUCUAUUAUAACUGCAAAGGCUUCUUCACUCACCCAAACGAAACAAAUAGAUGUCAUUCGUUCAUAUUAUUUGUAAACAAUAGACUCGUAGAACAUCCCGGACUCAAGAAAAAUAUUGAUAAAAUAUAUAAGGAACUUAUGCAUAAAAAACAAAGAAGAUUUGUCUACCUGUCCAUUUAUAUGCCGUAUGAAAGAAUUGACGCCAAUGUGCAUCCUUCAAAAGAAAAGGUAUUUUUCAAACACCAAGAAGAAAUAGUGGAAGAGAUCGGUGAUAAAUUGAGGGAGCGGUUACGCAAUAUUUUGCAAAUAAAUACAGAAAACAUGCAAAAGAGCUCUGUGUUUAUUAAACUGGAGUCUAAGAACAAUGUCGAUAUAGGAGAACCGUUAGUACCACAUCUGAAGCGCGUCUAUGAAGUUUCUGAAAUAUCAAAACCUGCGGCGAAAAGCAAAGUUAGAAGAGAUAGGAAACAAAUGGAAAUACAAAGUUUCGUUAUACCGACAUACAUACAAGAAUCAAAUGCUUCUUUGGGAUCCUCGCAAAUGUCAGAUAUUAACUUUGAUCUUUUAAGCGUAGAUAAUGGUAUGGAUAAUUUAUUUAUGGAACAGAGUACCCAAAUACAAGAUGAAAACUUGCAAGAGUCGGUUGCACCGAUAUUGGGAAAUAUAGAUUUCAACAUGAUGGAAUUUGGAGCCAAAGAAACUAUAUGUAGGGACAUGUGGAAUAUCCCUUUUGUCAAAGAGUCAAUUGAAGAAUUCGAUAAUAAUAGAGAUAAGGAUUUAACAGAAAUAGUUGCUAAAUCCGUUUUUGUCGGACCCAUUGAUGAACGCUAUAUACUACUGCAACAUGAUAAGCGACUCUACAUGGUCGACAUUGUUCAUAUCGCAAAAGAAUGUGCAUAUCAGUCUGUCGUAUGGAGAAUAGGACAGCUACCAAGGAUAUUCAUCAACCCUGGAUUAUCAAUAGUGGCACUUAUAUCGUACGCUCUGGCACGAAAUGAAUACCAUGAAAGGAAUUGCAAUGAAUGUAUUGAUCCAUCACUAUAUAGUGAAAGGGCCUCGUUAAUGAUUCGCCCGUUUAUAGUUGAUAUACUUACUAAAUACUUUGGAUUCACUAUACAAAAUAAUACACUCCUAAGUAUACCAAGGGUUAUUUCAAACUACUUUCCGGGGCAGGAGUAUAUUCCGGACUUAAUACUUGACCUGUUUUCUGUAGACAUUGAAGAAGAAAGAAAUGCAGUGCUGGUUAUAGCUAAGAUAGUCUCAGGCUUUUGGACAUCGCCGCCAAUAAAUAGCAUUACAAUGAAUGAUAAGAAAGCUAACGAGCAGAAUUAUGCACAUUACCUGUCAAAGGUGCUCCUUGUGUCAGUGCAAAGGUUUCCAGAUCUUAGUCUCUCGAAUGACAGGAUUGAAAAGGGCGCCAUUAUAAAACUAGCUGAGCUAGAAUUGUUGUAUCGCAUCUUCGAACGAUGUUAAUGUCAAGCGAUCUCUGAAUUGCGUAUUAAU